AUGGCAGACCCUCUUUGGUUGGAUAAGAAUAAUCUGACAAAUAUUAAAUUGAAUGAAUUCUUUGAAUUGGAUUCAUUGGAUGCGUUUGGACCUAAAGUACAGGCAUUUCUUAUUGCUUUAUAUUCAUUGACAACAUUUCUAGCGUUUACGGGAAAUAGUUUAGUCAUUUUGGUUGAAUUGUAUGGCAAAAGAUCGGCCAGAAAUCUACGAAAAUUUCUUAUAAAUUUAGCCAUUAGUGACAUAUUAAUUGGUGUCUUAGUCGUGCCAUUUAUUUACACUGAUUUUAUGCUUGGUCGUUGGAUUUUCAGUUUGAUUUUAUGUCCGAUCGCACAAUUCGUUCAAUUGUUAUCAGUAUUUGUCACAACAUAUACCUUAACGGCUAUUGGAAUUGAAAGAUAUAUAGCAACCCUUCAUCCUCUAUCGUAUCCAAAUAUAUGGUUGCGAUCGCAUUGUAAUCUUAUAUUACAAAUCGGUUGGAUAUUCGGUACAAUAAUGGCUUCCGUAGCGGUAAUCCACACAAAAGCCGUACCAUUUAGUUAUAAAAAUGAGACGUAUUAUGACUGUCGUCAAGACGUCGGAUGGACUGACAGUGAUUUCAAAGUUUAUAUCGUUUUCUCGUUUGUCGUCACCUUUUUGUUGCCAAUGCUUUUCAUAACCAUCUCUUAUGGAGCUAUAGCUCGACGUCUCCUGAAGUGUCCAUUUCUUAACACAUCGUCCGGUGUUUUCUACGACAAACGUAACUCAGAGUUUAUCAACAAAAUUAAAGUAUUCAAAAUGUUGGUUUUGGUGGUCAUAAUGUUUGUGGGCUGUUGGCUACCAAUGAAGGUGUUUAUGUUGAUAAUGGCCUUUUGGCCCGAGUUUGUUGAGAUCGACACUAUUUAUGUUUAUUACGCUUAUUAUGGCUUUUAUUUUGUCUGUCAUUUCCUCGCAAUGGCCAAUAGUUUUGUCAAUCCAAUCAUUUACUGUUUUAUGAGCAAAAGUUUCAGGGCUUCAAUGCGGUUAGGCAUACUGCCGAUUAAGGAAUCUAGAUAUUGUGGGACAUCAUUAUCCCAAAUAUCUUGA
Molecule: messenger RNA, 1062 nt
Organism: Oppia nitens
Lineage: Eukaryota; Metazoa; Arthropoda; Arachnida; Sarcoptiformes; Oppiidae
Product: G-protein coupled receptor 83-like
Exons: 6
Coding region: 1-1062 (353 amino acids)
Biological process (GO): G protein-coupled receptor signaling pathway
Cellular component (GO): membrane
Molecular function (GO): neuropeptide Y receptor activity
Source: RefSeq, a predicted model, not a curated record